AUGGAAUCCAAUAAUCCUUACGAGAUUCUCGACGACGAUGAUGGUUUUGAUUGGGAAGCAGCUGCGAGAGAAAUCGACGCGGUUUGUCAAAUGAGAAGUGACGCGAAAACGAACGAAAGCGAAGCGGAAAAGGUUUGUCAAAAGAGGAAGGGGAAGGGAAAGGGAAAGCAAUCGACUCUUGAUAGUUUUGUUGGAAUUGCGGAAAAGGAAAGUGAAACGAAUCCAGUUCGAGAAAAUGAUGCUGAAGAAUCUAUCUGUGACCAUCAUAUUGACAAUGAAGCAGCCAAAACUUGGAUAUAUCCAGUUAAUGUUCCUCUCCGCGACUAUCAAUUCCAUAUUGCCCAAACUGCACUCUUUCAAAACACUCUGGUCGCCUUGCCAACAGGACUUGGCAAAACUCUCAUUGCUGCUGUUGUCAUGUAUAACUACUUUAGAUGGUUUCCUGAGGGAAAAAUAGUAUUUGCUGCUCCUUCUCGACCACUUGUCAUGCAGCAGAUAGAAGCAUGCCAUAACAUUGUUGGGAUACCGCAAGAAUGGACAGUUGAUAUGACCGGUCAGUUAAGUCCUCCCAAAAGAGCUCGUUUGUGGAAAACGAAGCGAGUUUUCUUUGUCACUCCACAAGUUUUGGAAAAAGACAUUCAUUCUGGUAAGUGUUUGGUGAAGUACUUGGUAUGUUUGGUGAUUGAUGAAGCUCACAGAGCAAUGGGAAAUUACUCGUAUUGUGAAGCAGUUCGCGAGUUAAUGGCUGUACCAGUGCAACUAAGGAUAUUGGCAUUAACCGCAACACCAGGAUCCAAGCAGCAGACUGUCCAGGAUGUUAUUGAUAAUUUGCAUAUCUCCAAGCUUGAACAUCGCAAUGAAACUGACCACGAUGUUAUGCCGUAUGUUCACGACAGGAAGAUAGAGUUGAUACAGGUUGCAAUGGGCCAAGAUGCUGUAGAAAUAAACAAUAAGUUUUUGGAAGUGAUACGCCCUAUCGCAACCAAGCUUACUAAUAUUGGGGCAAUUAAUAGAGAUUAUCGUACUUUGAGCCCUUGUGUAUUACUUGAAAUGAGGGAAAAGUUUCGUCAAGGGCAGAUGCAAGAUCCUUCACAUAACAACUACAUAGAUGUUGAAGGGUAUUUUGGAGUUCUCAUUACUCUUUAUUACAUCCACAAACUUCUUUCAAGUCAUGGAAUAAGACCAGCUUAUGAGAUGCUCGAGAGAAAAUUGAAGCAAGGGUUUUUCGCAAAAUAUAUGAGUAAAAAUGAAGAUAUUCUGAAAGCAAGGCAACUAAUGCACCAAAGCUUGUCUCAUGGAGCGUCAAGUCCCAAGUUGUCCAAAAUGCUAGAAGUAUUACUGGAGCAUUUCAAAACCAAUGAUCCACAAAACUCCAGGGUGAUUAUUUUCUCCAAUUUCAGAGAAAGUGUAAGGGACAUAAUGGUUGCAAUUGGAGGUAUCGGGGAUCAAAUUAGAGCUACCGAGUUUAUUGGUCAAAGUUCAGGAAAAACAACGAAAGGUCAGUCCCAGAAAGUUCAACAGGCCGUGCUUAAGAAAUUUCGGUCCGGUGCCUACAAUGUCAUUGUUGCUACAUCAAUUGGUGAAGAAGGUCUUGAUAUCAUGGAAGUUGAUCUUGUCAUAUCUUUUGAUGCUAAUAUUUCACCACUUAGAAUGAUUCAGCGAAUGGGGAGAACAGGAAGAAAACAUGAUGGCCGAGUUGUAGUUUUGGCUUGUGAAGGGGCAGAGUUGAAAGGCUACUUGAAAAAAAAGGCAAAGAGCAAGACUAUAACUAAACACAUGCGAAAUGGGGGCAUAAAUAGCUUUGUCUUUCAUCCCAGUCCAAGGAUGAUUCCCCACAUCUUUAAACCUGAAGUUCAAUAUGUUGAACUGUCUAUUGAGAAGUUUAUUCCUCGUCAGAAUAAUGUGAGAGAAAACCAUCUUCAAACUUCUGCAUCCAAAGACGAACUCACUCUUGCUGAAACUGAUUUACUCGGAAAAUAUUUUCACUCUACUGGAGAAAAUAGAUGUAGAUUGUCUCUUAUCGCCUUCCCUCACUCUCAGACAUUUCCUUCUAGAGUUCAUAAAGUGAAGCAUUCCUGUGGAACAUGGAUGUUUAUAGACAUGAUGCAACGUUUGCAAGGACUGGCAGCAUGUGCAGGAAAUAACGAAAAUUCUACUCUUCAGGAAGGAAGGUGUUUAGAAAAUAGUAAGCCACUUGUCAGUACUGAACUUGAUGAAGCUAAAAAUGACAAUAGGGAUACAAUGGGAAGAAAUAUAGAUUCUGAAAAUUGUCUGAAGGUGGAUUCCUGUCAUAUGGAAAUUGAAGACUUUGUUGAUCUAACUCUACAAGAUAAUACUUUCUGUGACACGGGUGAGUGUCAAGAGGAAACAGCUGAUGGUGAUGAGACAAUUCCUGAGACUCCAGAUGCUAAGAGGAAUUUGUCAAAUGAAGGAGCUAUUGCCACUGAAAUAGCAAAUUCUGUUGAGAAACAGACUUCUUCACUGGCUGCAGAUGCAUGCGAUAACGGCAUGAGAGAUGAAGAGCUUAGCCCUCGUUUAACUAAUUUGAUUAUAAGUGGUGUUGUUCCCGAGUCUCCCAUUGAGGAAAGAGGGAAGUCAAGAAACAAGUUUGUCAUCCGAGGCUGUAUUUCACCAGUUCAUCUCCAGGAACAACAAAAUGCCGCCUCUUUGAGUUGUAGGGAAACUGAAAAUGUCAUCAUUGAUAGUGACAAUGGUAAAAACGUAUGUACUUCCCCUGUUAAUGAUAGUGACAACGGUAAAAAUGUAUGUACCUCCCCUGUUAAUGAAACCCAAACCCCUUUGCUUGAGCUGAAGAAUUGUGCGAUUAGAAGAGGACGAGUCUUUGUUUCUCAAAUUGAGGAAAGGCAUAUGCAUAUUGUUGAUCCAAGCAUCAGUGAAGAAUCACAUCCAAGUUGUGGUGAAAUGUCUGUAAGCAUUAAACCUGCUCGCAAAUUUAAAAGGUUGAGGAAAAUUGAAGAUACUGAAAGUAAUAUGAAUCAGAAAAACAAUAAUAUUUUUGAUUCAACAGCAAACUUUUCAAAACCAGCUCCUGCCACCAAUCGCAAACGAUAUAAGCAUGGCCAAGGUUUAAGGAAACCAGCUAAUGUGAGAGUAAGAGACUUCAUUGAGGAGGAAGCUGAGGUAUCUUCAGAUGCCUCCGUAUCUAAUGAUGAAGAUGCCGAGGAUGACAAUUCUGUUGACAGUUUCAUAGAUGAUCAAACUAACCUUACAGCAGUCACUCAGCCUGGAGCUAGUAGAAUGGACAUGAUGGCAAUUUACAGGCGUUCAUUGCUCAGUCAAACACCGAUUAGUGGAGGGCCCAAGUUUUCCACCAAUUUCAGUCCUGACAAUGUGACAAUGACAGCCAAUAUUGGUGAAAGUGGUAAUUCAUCAGUCAAUACAGCGAGUCGUUUCCAGACAGGACAUACCAGUCAUUCAGCUAAUCGAACUUCAGAAUUAAUAAGUACUGACUGUAUGACCUCAGAAGCAGGGCCUUCAACUAGUGUUCCAACUGAGACAGAUAUAAGAAGCCGUAAAAGAAGAUUGACAUUUCUUAAUUCUGGACACUUUCCAAGUAUGAAUCUUGAACACGAAUUUGCACUUCAAUCAAAGAAAGAAUCAGUGAAUACCGAUGCAACUAUAGCUGUUCUAUGUGAUGAUCAAUUCCUUAAUACUCUUGAUCUUGAUGAGUUGGAGGCGCAGGCAACUUCUAUUCUUAAACAGAAAUCGGAUUCUUCAAAUCAGAAGCAAGAUAUAAGUCCUCCAUCUCAUGAACUGAACCUUGAUAUUAUUAUGACUCCAUCAUUCGAUCUUGGUAUAUGA
Messenger RNA from Vicia faba (fava bean), 3822 nucleotides. Lineage: Eukaryota; Viridiplantae; Streptophyta; Magnoliopsida; Fabales; Fabaceae. The record is from the annotation of a GenBank genome assembly.